CCGCCUGAGGCGGGCUGUUCCCUGAACCAGGCGCUCCCCCUGGCGGGAGGGGCGGGGGCAAGGACUGUCCCGGCCGGCGCUGAUCUUAGGCUCCCAUUGGCCGCUGUCUGCGCUGACGUCACGAUCAUGAUGAGAAUUAAUGAUCGGAGGCGCUGAUUUCAUUGUGUGACGCCGGGACCGACCCAGCCGAAACCGGCUGAAUCCGGAGCCCCCCGGACCAACUCCGCCCGCCCCGCAGAGCACGGGCUGGAUCCUGCAUUCCUUGGGCAACCAAAACCUCCAAUUCAAUGCAGGUGAGAGGCAUGUACUUGAGAGCCUUGAUGGAUGAAGUUAUCUCUCAAUAGAGCAACUGCAGCAGAAGGAGGGGCAAGCUUCUUACACACACUGGCUGCCAGUAUAUCCCAGCACAGAUAUGUUGGGAGAGGGAGAAUUCUUUUAAGAGUAACAAGUAGUUCCAACUCCGUGGUCAUUUUGAGACUGAGAAGAAUGACUUUCUGACAGGGAAGCGAAGGGAAGUUACAAGAGCAGUCACACACCACUCCCUACCAGUGCAGGUACAUCAUUUCAGGCACCUGGAGCAGCCAGCAGAGAGAUGAAUCUGCGUUCUGUAUUUACUGUAGAACAACAAAGGAUAUUACAGCGUUAUUAUGAAAAUGGAAUGACAAAUCAAAGUAAAAAUUGCUUUCAGCUCAUAUUACAGUGUGCACAAGAAACUAAGCUGGACUUCAGUGUAGUCAGGACUUGGGUUGGCAAUAAAAGAAGAAAGAUGAGCAGCAAGAAUGUUGCAGAAUCUGGAGGCACCCCACCCAGGACUGUUCCUAGCACCCCUACAGUGCCUCCAGAAGUAGCAGUCAGAAAUGUGGUAAACAUUGCUCGAUCCCAAAGCCAGCAGUCUUCUUGGACAUCAUCUAACAAUGAUGUAAUAGUAACUGGUAUAUAUAGCCCAGCUAGUUCAUCCAGCAGGCAGGGAUCCACGAAACAGACUAAUGCUUCAAUGACUGAGAUACAUAAAAACUCUAUUCAGAGACCACCUGGAAAAAGUGAUACAGAAUUUCAGCAGCAGCAUAUCCCUGUAGGACGACAAGUAUCACAUUGUAAAGGUGCUUCGCUGCUCCUGGGGGAAAAAACUAUUAUUUUGUCAAGACAAACAAGUGUGUUGAAUUCUGCAAACUCCAUAUACAAUCAUACUAAGAAAAAUUAUGGUGGUUCAUCAGUCCAGACUGCAGAGUUAGUGUUACCUCAAAAGCCAAUAAUAUGCCACAGGCCAUGUAAAGCUGAACCAGUGGGGUGUCAGAGGUUACACAAACCAGAACACACAGCCUUUGCAUCACACAUCGCAUCUGGACAAAGAGCUAAUGUUCGAGACCCUUCUUGUAGCACACAAAACUUGGAAAUUCGUGAAGUUUUUUCCUUGGCAGUUACUGAUCAACCUCAAAGAAUUAUGGGAGGAAAUACAACACAGAAACCUUGUUCGGUCGAAGGCAGUUGCCUGUCCAUUGCAAUGGAAACAGGAGAUGCUGAUGAUGAAUAUGCUAGAGAGGAAGAGCUUGCAUCUAUGGGAGCACAAAUACAAAGUUAUUCAAGAUUUUGUGAAAAUAGCAGUUCCCUUCGAGUGGAGAACCAAAGCACAGCUUUGUCUGGACCAGGCAGAAAUGUGAGCUGCAGUUCACAGAUGGUGAAUGCCAGGGACUUGCCUGACAAUGUAUUAUAUCAUAACAGAGACUACCGCUUGCCUCCACGGACCUCAUUACAUACACCAUCCAGUACACUGUAUAGUACUGCUAAUCCAUCCAGAAGUAACUUUUCUCCUCAUUUUACAUCUUCAAAUCAACUGAGGCUGUCGCAAAACCAAAACAACUACCAGAUUUCAGGAAACCUUACUGUGCCUUGGAUUACAGGGUGUUCCAGAAAAAGAGCACUACAGGACCGCACGCAGUUUAGUGACCGAGAUUUAGCCACUCUCAAGAAAUACUGGGACAAUGGCAUGACCAGCCUGGGCUCAGUCUGCAGAGAAAAAAUUGAAGCUGUUGCUGCAGAAUUAAAUGUUGACUGUGAAAUAGUGCGGACUUGGAUUGGGAAUCGAAGACGAAAAUAUCGUUUAAUGGGGAUUGAAGUCCCACCGCCUAGAGGAGGCCCUGCUGAUUUCUGUGACCAUCCUGAAUCUGGUGCUAAAUCAGCACUUACUUCAGGAGAGGAAACUGCUACUGAAGUGGGAGAUGAUAAUGACAGGAAUGAUGAAGUAUCAAUCUGCUUAUCUGAAGGAAGUUCACAAGAAGAAACCAGUGAAGUUAUUCAAAAUGAAGAAAUUGGUCACAAAGAAGAGGACCAAAAUACAUUAUCUGCAGAUAAUGUGAAAAUCGAAAUUAUAGAUGAUGAAGAAAGUGAUAUGAUCAGUAAUUCUGAAGUGGAUCAGAUGAGCUCUCUUUUGGAUUAUAAGAAUGAAGAAGUUAGGUUCAUUGAAAAUGAAUUGGAGAAUCACAAACAGAAAUAUUUUGAACUACAGACAUUCACUAGGAGCUUGAUACUUGCUAUCAAAUCAGAUGAUAAAGAACAGCAGCAGGCACUGCUGUCAGAUUUACCUCCUGAAUUAGAAGAGAUGGAUUUCAAUCACACAUCUCCAGAGCCUGAUGAUACCUCAUUCAGCUUGUCGUCUUUAUCAGAGAAAAAUGCCUCGGACAGUUUGUGAUCUUUGGAGAAAAAUAAUAUAUAUAUAUAUAUAUAUAUAUAUAUAUACACACACACACACACAAUGCUUAGACUGCCUAACAGGUGUGCAUUUCAAGAUAACUGCAUUUUGUUACCUGAUAUCAUUCAGUCAACAAAAACCUGGGUAAACUAGGCAGACCUUGCUGAAGGGUGAAUGUGAUGUGAUAUGACUGCAACUUGCGGUGACAAGGAAUAUGGAACUUUGGUUUUGGCAAGUGAGAAAGCUACAUGGGGAAAAGUUUUAGUUUUUAGCAUUACAACCUUGAUUAGGGUCAUUUAUAAUUUUCCAAAAUAAUUCUUGCUUUGUAGUAAAAUCUAUUCUGAGCAGGGAUCCAAGAGUGGAAAAUAAACAUGCAGUUACACAGCUAGGUAACAUUUCAACAUUGCUUGUCAUGUAAGACUCACCAGUCCUGUUUAUUGUGACCAUCGCCUUUUCCCUUGCUCCUUCUUACUCAGGUAGGUGGACUGAAAAUUGGGAAUCCAGAUGGAAACAUGAGCUUGUUAUGGGCAAAUGGGCAGAGUUGUUCUUGGACCCCUGAAAAAAUGAAUUAGAAAAUUAAACUAAGGUGCUUAUUGGUAUAUAAGUGUAAAUUAUUGAGUCUCCCAUUAUCUGAUAAAAAUGUCUGAAAAACACUUGGAAGACGAAGUGAAUAAAUUUAAUUGGCUUCAAUAAAUUACUAAUGUACAGAAGCAGACCUAAAUGUUGUAAACCAUUAGGCUUUUACUGGAAACUCUUGAUUGCUGGAGAAGGCAACUGUUUCUGGUAUUAUUACUAUAGUGAUGGGAUGAGAUAAUGUUACACCAAUAUUUAGAGUUUUACCAUCAUAGUGAUGUUUUUAUUUCACUUCAUUUUAUAAAACCUGAACAGUAAAGGCUCUGGUUCAUGAAGAUUCAGGAAUCAGCUACAUAGAUUUUCUACAAACCAGACUCCAUUUCAUUGCAACAGUGCUGUCAGCCAAGGACAGUUUUUUCAUCCCGUCUCCCUCCGAAGCUGUUUUAAUGUUGGAAUCUGGGCCCCACAAAUUUCCUCAGUGUGAUUCAAUGACUAAUUAGCCCAAUUUAACACAUUGUGUCAUUCCGCCAGCAGACUCCAGGUGCUGACAAAGAAUAAAUUUAACUGAAGUUUCUAAACUGCAUGCCUGAUAGCUUUAGCCACUCUCUGCUAAUUUAUCCUUUCUCAGCACUCAUUCAUACUAAAUCUCACAUCUUGUUUGAAUAAAUACGUUCACCCUGACAGAUUCAAAUAAGUUCAGUAUGGUACAUAGUAUUGUGGCAUAUAGCUAGAACUUGGUAAUUUCUAGUCUGAAUAUUUACAAACCGGCCUCACUAAAACCUUAGGUCACAUCAGCUUGAGAGCUAGAUUCUUUCACCCUUAUGCUGAAUGGUACUUUAUUCUGUGAGUAGUACCACUGAAAUUAAUGAGACUAUUUACUGUAUAAUGGGAGUAAGGUUUGAACAAUCUGGCCUUUCUAAAUAAAAACAGUCUUAAGUGUCCAAAAAGAGGAAAAUCCAUGCAGAGUUUGCACCCUCUGUCCAUCUUCUCUUUUAAACUGAAUUCCUGUUCCCAGGUGUUAAAGAAACUGCUGUCAGCAUUUUUUCCGAGGGACAAAUGUAUUCUAUCAUAAAUAUGAUGUUAAUGUAUUAACUUCAUUCCAGCCCUAAAUCUGACAGUCAUUUCAAACCCGUACUGUGAGAAACGAUCACUGUACUGUAUUUAAAUAUAUUAUACAUUUAAUUUACAUUACUAUACACCCUUAUAUAAUAGGCGUGAUUUAUUAUAGGUUUUCUGCUCUGGGAUAUUAACUGUACUAUCUCUAGAUAGGAAGAUCCUGCAACUGACAAUAAAACCUCAUGUUUUCAGUAAGCUUUAUUGAAGGAAUUUAAAAUGUGGUGUCUAGCACUCGUGCUCCACAACUUGGACCUUAAUUCCGUUACUUCUCCUUGACAUGGGAUGGCAAAAGGCAGCUUCUUCUUAAAGCUAAUUCUUAAUUUUGUGGUCUAUGAAUCUUUUUGCAAUUUCACCUUUUACACUAGUAGCCAAGUAGAAUUUUAUCACUGCCAUGAGUAACUUUGUAUUGUUCUGACUUGCUUUUUUCCUGACAUGACAUCAAACUAAAUCAGGAAGUUCAGAUUGGAUGAACUGUGCCAAAAACAAACCUUUACUCAGUAAACUAGAAUCCUGGUUCAUGAUAUACACUUAAAAUCCUAGGCUCCACACUCCUUGGCUAGAGUCUGUACUGAGUGUUUCCCUUUGAGCAAAAUAUGCUUUGACACUUUCUUCAAUAUAGGAUAACAGAGCAUUUAUAAUAAAAUAGUCAUGCUGUCACAUCCAGAAACAAUCAGCAGCAACGUAGGAUGAUCAAGAAGAAAUACUAAAUAUGAAGUAUGUUCCUAUGUAAGAUGCUUUGUAGAGCUGUACUGUACAGUUGUUUGAGUACCUCCAUGCUUCUCCUCAAAAUAACCUUCAUCCAUAAUACCUGCAACAUGAAAAACAAAACAAAAAACUCUUAAUGGUGAGUUAUUACCAGUGCUAGUUAAAAACAUUAAGGAAAUACAGAUUUACAGGACAGAGGCUGCAGAACAGCAGACUUGCUCUUCUACUGCACAGUAUGGUAAAAACUUGGAAGAAUAAUUAUCUUUGAAAAUCAUGAAUGGCCAUUUCUGAAUAUUGCAUUCCA
Molecule: messenger RNA, 5384 nt
Organism: Mauremys mutica (yellowpond turtle)
Lineage: Eukaryota; Metazoa; Chordata; Testudines; Geoemydidae
Gene: HDX
Product: highly divergent homeobox
Exons: 13
Coding region: 593-2686 (697 amino acids)
Biological process (GO): regulation of transcription by RNA polymerase II
Molecular function (GO): DNA-binding transcription factor activity, RNA polymerase II-specific; RNA polymerase II cis-regulatory region sequence-specific DNA binding
Source: RefSeq, a predicted model, not a curated record